Chroicocephalus ridibundus (black-headed gull) is the source of this 3641-nucleotide messenger RNA. RefSeq lists its product as uncharacterized. NCBI's taxonomy places the organism in Eukaryota, Metazoa, Chordata, Aves, Charadriiformes, Laridae. Gene Ontology annotation, cellular component: external side of plasma membrane. Gene Ontology annotation, biological process: T cell activation. Bases 134 to 1138 code for a protein of 334 amino acids. The transcript has 6 exons. The record is from RefSeq and is a predicted model, not a curated record.
CCACUAUGGAGUUUCUUUUUUUUUUUUUUUUUUUUUUUCACUCUUGCUUCUGACAUCAUUUCCUGAACGCUAUAUUCACCGAGCUCUGUAGCCGGAUCGCCUUUUCAGCAUACGAUGCAAGGAGCUCUUUAAAAUGGAUUUCAGCUCUCCUUUUACUCUGCAGUGCUUGCUGUUGAUAAUAACUGUUACUCAUGGCUCUGUUACCUCAACCGGUGUGCUCAGCGGCGGCUCAGCAGUCUUUUCUGUGGGAAUUCAAAGUCUGCAGAACCUCUCCAAAAUGACCAGGAGGGAUGUGAGGUGCUUCACAGCUGUCUUAAAUGAUACUUUGUUGGCUGAGUGCGGCACUUCUGCCAGAUGCCUGAACUUGCAGAAUGGCUCCCUAGUGCUGAGGAGUGUGGAUAAAGAGGACGAAGGAAAAUAUGAGUUUGUUUUUCACAACAUCACCAGAUUUUUUACACUGGAAGUAUUUGAGCCAGCCAUUGGUAUCCAGUGCUUCCCUAAUGGGACUGGAGAGCUGUCCUGCGACGUCAGCAGCAAUGAGAGCACCAGCUUUCGGUGGCUCCUGAAUGGCACCGCGCUGAGCGCCCCUGAGGCUUGUGUUAAGGAUGGUGGGAAGAAGGUUCGCCUGGACAAGACCGUUCCCGGGGAGUUUGUUUGUGAGGUUUACCACGGUAACAGUGUCACGAGGACCAGGCCUGUUGUGCUGUCUUGCAGCUAUGGAGACCUGCUGCAGUACCCCUGGUUCAUUUACAUCCUGGCAGGGUGCGCAGGCGGUGCGGUUAUCCUGGUGGUGGUUGUGUCCUCAGUCAUAUGUUGCUGCAUGAAGAGGAAACACAAAUUCAUCCCUGUGCCUUCAGAGGAGGAGAAGGAUGAUGGACUAAUCAUGUCCGUGGUCUCCAGUGAAGGUGUGAAGAGCCCCCCCAACGGAGACCAUGUGGAGGCUCAAGCCGCCCAAAUCGACUGCCCUCCGAAACCUGAUGCUGCCCAGACUGGUCAAGGUGUUGAGCCCCAGCCGUUGGUGGAAGAAAACUUAGCAGUGGAGAUAGAGCCUGAGGAAAUGCCAGACCCAGAGGUCAUAGUUGAUGUGGAAAGCCAGGAAAAUGCCUCGGACUGUUUCCCGGAUCCAACUGAUGACUGAUCUGGCAUGCUUGCUGUUCCCUACCCUCUCUUGAAGCCUACGACACCUGUCCUUUGCAUCCCAUAGUCUCAUUGUGUGUAAGAAUUGGUACAGAAAAUUUUGUCAGGGAAAAGACGUGAGGUGUCAGACCUGGUAACCUCAUUUUAAAAAAAAAAAAAAAGGACAAAGAAAAUACAAGGAAAAGCACAUGUGUGGCUUCAAGGCCGCACUGCCGUCAGCUGACAGGUUCACUAACAAACAAAACUGGGCAGCUCUUUGAUGCUUUGCCUGUUAAUAGACCUGCAGCUGAACUGGGGAGCCCUAGAGGACAGCCUGAAAUGAGGUGGGUGGUUCCUUCUGCGCCCUGCCCACCCCACGCCUUGCCAUGCCUUUGCCCAUCGGCGGUUCCUGCCAGGGACAGGCACAACAGGCAGACUGAGGUGGCCUGCCGGUCCCAGACAGAAACAAAGACCUGCCAGACAUUUCCUGAGAAAGUCUCUUCUCAGGAGAUUUCAAGGCAUCUUUCACAGGCCCUGUAAAUAAAAAGAAAGCCCGGUGGAGUUUUCGGCUAGGUAUCUGCUGUGCCGGGUGUUGAUCUGAAUCACUCCUCUGAGCUCCUGACCCUUCGUGAUUUGGCCCUCACCGCUUUGCUGCCUGGGGUCGGGAGUGGUGGUAGGGGCUGCUGCCUGCAGACCCCGGGAGGUGACGCUGGCUGGCCGGCCUUUUGCUGCCCUGUAAUGGCAGGGGGCUACCGGUUUUACCUUUUGCCAGAACCUAACUGCUCGGGUUGCCAGUGAGUUAAAACAGCUCUGUCGCUAGCUUGCUUGCUUGCAGCAGAAGGGUGCUUCGGGCUUGGGUGUGUAAUUUUGGCAGAAACGUUGAUUAUAAUGCUGAGAUGGUUCAUCAGUGCAAGCGUUAGUGCCUUUAGUGUAAUGAUGUAGCUACUACAAGCUGAUAAAGCUGGCCAUCUGCCUGCGCGUGUAGGCUUUUUCAGCGCUGUGCGAUCUGCACAGACAGUAGCAAUUUUUAGAGUCUCUUAGGCAAGUCUUGCUGCUAUGCACGUCCUGUUCUGCUCAGGGGAGGUUUGCGAGUGGAGCAGCUGGGGUAGACCUGCAGGGGAGAAGGACGAGGCGAGGGCAAGGACUCGGUCCCAGGCAGCAGGUAGCUGAGUCCCUGGCGAAGCUGCCAGGAGCUGCAGGGCUGUCGGGCCACAAGGGAGGGCUGCAGGAUGCACUGCCAGAGCAAGGUAUUUACUGUGUAAGUGCAUUUUGGUAGUCGGAAGUGAGGUGCGUUGGUGUUAAACUAGCCUAAUGGACUAGAAAGGCGCGGUAGAGUAAAAGCAGAGGUGGUACAGAUCGAGGACGAAAGGGAUGGGGAGAUGUGUAUUGCAUUCCUCUCUUCCCUUGUCAUUUUGUCCCUGUUUUAUAUUGUGCUGACAUUGUGCCAUGAAUGCCUUGGCAAUGGAUUUGAGGUGUGCCUUGUAAAUGCCACCCAGCGAGGUCUGCACGUACCCCGUCAAAAUCAAACCCGAGCUGGACGCUUCUCUCCCAGGCGGGGGAGCUGCAUGCUUACCUGCAAGGCCUUCGUGUCUGUGUACAUGGCAAAGCUCUGCAUCGGUGACGCCCAGCCAUAGGUGGUUGCUCUUGUUGUUUCCUUGUCCUGUGACUCUGUUUAGAAGAUUUUUGGAUCUUGUGUGCUGUGUUUGGCGGUGAUUUCAGCCUGUCUCUGCUUUUUAAGGCUGCCGUAGGAAGCAGAUUUUCCACGGUAAGAGGGAGAUAAUAAUUCUUUUCCUCACGGUGCUGCGCUAUCUCCUUUCAGUACAAACAUUCCUCAAAGGUUGUGAGUUGAAUGACAGAAACGUGACGCCGAGGGCUUGGGGUGGCAGCUGCCUGUAGGCAGCACAGUGGCAGCGACGCUGGGUGAACAGGGGCCAGCGUCACCGAAAUGGAGGAACUUAGUCAGCUUUGCUUCUCUUCUGCACUUUCCGGCAGGGGCAGGCAGGGGACAGUCGACUCCAGUACAUGCUUCGAAGGCUGAAUGGUGCUCUGAGCUGCACCAGAGCAGAUGCCAGUGUUUUGGAUGCUGAGGGUGACAGAGCUGGGCCAGUCUUGUCCUGCUGGGCUGGUGUAUCCUGACUCCAGGUUGCCCUAGUGCUGGCUUGCUGCUGCCAGCCCCGUGAGGGUCUGGGGUGCCCUGGCAGCUGUUAGCACCAACAGUGGUGUAACCCCAGUCUGGGAAGGCUUUUUCCCAUUGAGAUGAGAAUCUGAGACUCGAGAAGUCUUUAUGAGGCAGAUAGGACAUGGCUGGUUUUCUGUCCAUCCAUGCUGAAGGUGCCAUUCAGCCACAGGGCAAAGGUUUCUGCUAUCGUGAGGUCAGGAGAGAAGUUGUGCAGCCUGUGCUCUUCCUUCAGCUGUAUGUGUUUGUGCCCAGCUAUUGUUCUUUUUCAGUGGUUUUUUUUUUCUUUCUUUCUCUUUUCCCUGCAAUGACUUUGUUCCUAAUAAAAAGAUCUGUUUUCUAACUUGUU